Molecule: messenger RNA, 1860 nt
Organism: Actinia tenebrosa (Australian red waratah sea anemone)
Lineage: Eukaryota; Metazoa; Cnidaria; Anthozoa; Actiniaria; Actiniidae
Product: roundabout homolog 3
Biological process (GO): homophilic cell-cell adhesion; axon guidance; dendrite self-avoidance
Cellular component (GO): plasma membrane; axon
Molecular function (GO): cell-cell adhesion mediator activity
Source: RefSeq, a predicted model, not a curated record
AUGGUUUUUCUACAUAAUUUUGGUUUCUCAUCAAGCCAGAGUUUCAUCGAACAUCCACAAGAUGAUUUCCAAAUCAAAGGUGGYACAGUAACRUUCAGUUGCCAAGCAACAGGUUUAGUUAAYGCAACCUAUUAUUGGCUGAAAGAUGGUAGUAAUGUGACUCGGGGUAACUCUUAUGUUAAUAGCAAGGCAUACCUAACUAUAACCAGAGUGACCUUUGAUGAUGCUGGGCUUUAUUCCUGCCGUGCCAGUAGUAAUACAGUCAUUAUCACAAGUAAUCAAGCAAGACUUACUGUGGAAGGAUCUCCUGAAGUAGUUCAACCACCUUCAGCUCAAUCUCCACAUGUUGGCCAAACGGCAUCAUUCACUUGCAAGGUUAUUGGAAAUCCUUUGCCAACUGUAGUAUGGUACUACAAAGGUGCUGUACUAUCAAACGGAGAAAGGAUAAAGAUAUUUGAUAAUGGAACCUUGAUAAUCAGUAGCAUAAUGAAGUCUGAUGCAGGACAAUACAAGCUCGAAGCAAAAAAUGACUUCGGUGUUACGUAUGCUUCUGUGGAGUUGACUGUUCUGGGUUUUCCAAGGUUCACAAUCUCUCCCUUCAACAAAGUAGUCAAAGAAAACCAAACAGUAAUUUUCAGCUGCGCAGCCACAAGUGAACCCUCACCGAUUAUACAAUGGCUCCUACCCAAUGGAAUAACCAUCACAUCACACUCAAUGCCUUCUGGGAACGUUCGGGUCCUAUCAAACAAUACUUUAGUUAUUGAUAAAGUCGCUGAAGUCCAUGGAGGGAUUUACAAAUGUGUAGCAACAAACUCUUUGGGAAGCAAGCAACAAAAAGCUUCUUUGUCAGUGCUAUUCUCUCCACGAUUUGCAUCCCACCUGCAAAACAUAACCAAAACACGUGGUCAAGAGUUAAGUAUCACGUGUCCAGCAAAUGGUAACCCCACGCCAAAAUUCCAGUGGAUUUUUGACGGGAAUGUCGUUGAGAAUCAACAGACGUUGACCAUACCAGCACUGACAGUCGACAACCAAGGAGAAUAUGUUUGUCGAGUGAAUAACAGCAUGGGCGUGGCCAGUAGCUCUUUUUAUUUGCGAGCUUAUACUCUACCAAAUAUUAUCACCGCACCAACCAACGUGACUGUCGCUAUCGGCUCUACAGCUAACUUUCACUGUCAAGCACAGGGAGACCCAACCCCUUCGGUCACAUGGUCAAAAUCCGAUGUUGUGAUUGGCUCAAGUGAUCGCUACUCUGUUCAUUCCAAUGGGACGCUUUCUAUCACCAAGGCAACUGGCUGUGACCAAGGGUUGUAUUCGUGCCGGGCAGAGAAUGCUGCUGGUCGAGAUGAAAGGAAGGCUUAUCUCGUGGUUACUGGUACUCAAGGCGUCACUGCAUUAGCUGUCUGUGCAGCUUUCCUAGGUGUGUCGUUGGUAGUUAUCGUCCUCUUGCUUCUUUACAUCUGGAGGAACAUUAAAAGAAAAGAUCCAACGGGAAAUACCGAAAGCGUAACCAGAAACGAAGCAGCUGAAGAUCAAGUUUAUGAAGUAUGUUUUUUGUUAAUUAUCAUAAUUUAUGUUUUCCAACCAUCAGUGCUAAUUACUCGGGGUUCCUGUGGAACGGCCCGAGUUAUAACAUUAUAAAAUGCAAGCCGUUAUUCUUCUUAGUCGUCAAAUCUGCAAUUGACCACUAUGGCGCAUGUGUCUUAUGCCGCUGUGAUGCAUCGAAGGUUCAGGUUUACGAAUUUUGCCGAUUGUCUUGCCGAUCAUUUGCCGAGUGAUGAAUGUAUUAUUGUUAGUGCGCAUGCCAUUCUGAUUCGAUGUACUAAAUCAUCGAAGGCUCUAAUCGCAUGGUUAUUAUUCAGC